Adineta ricciae is the source of this 1494-nucleotide messenger RNA. The record is from the annotation of a GenBank genome assembly. Lineage: Eukaryota; Metazoa; Rotifera; Eurotatoria; Adinetida; Adinetidae.
AUGUUGCGACGUGCCUCUUUGAUCUUCUAUUCCUUGUUCAUUACUACCUACUGGAUGAAUGUAGAAAGUAUGUCCUUUUCCUCCUUCGACCAUCUAGCAAAUUCACCACAACGUAAAGAUAGCCACACUGUCGACUUGAAAGCUCUUGUUCCGUCGGAAUCGUUGUGCAAUCCAAUGACAGAAACUAUGAAUACUCAAUGUUCGCCGAAUUCAAACUGUCGAUGCAUGCCUUUGUCAGCAAGUGAAUUUGUUGGUAUUUGUGCGAUACCAAGUAUUAGCUGUGCUUUUCUUACUCCCUGUGAACAAGAUCACGUAACUUGUUCCAAACCCUAUACAGUCUGCGUUCGAGGACAUUCUUGUAAUAAUUUUGAGCAACCAGUGUGUUAUCCAUUAAACUUAAUUGAUUCAGACAUAUGUCCACCUUUGUCAAUGGCAGAAAACAGAACAACGAUAUUUACAUCUACGAUAACAACAACUACAACUACUACCACCACAACUACAAAAUCAACAACUGUAGCAUUAACAACCUCGACGUUACCAUCAGUGAACUCGUGUAAAUGUUUGCAAUGGAACACAGUUGGAACAACCGUUGCUCGAGCGAUUCCUGGAGCAGCUCAACCAUUAAGACCAAUAGGUGCGGUAGCCGUAGAUAAUCAGACAAAUAUUUAUGUAGCAGAUUAUCAUAAUUACAGAAUUCAAAAGUUUAUUCCAGGGGAUUCAACUAUUCAGACAUUAGUUCAAAAUGGAACAUAUCUAACGAAUUAUGUAAAUGGACUUGUUCUUGAUCAUAAAAAACAGAAUUUAUAUUACUGUGAUGUAAGCAAAUACAGACUACAAAAAUUCUCCCUCAGUACUGGAAAUAUCACUACAGUGAUGGGUGGGACGGGAACAGGCACUGCUCUGAAUCAGAUUUCUAGUUGCCAGUAUUUCUAUGUUGACAGCAAUAACAAUAUUUUUGUAUCGGAUUCUAACAACCAUCGAGUGUUAAAAUUUACACCCGGUUCUGCAUACGGAAAAGUGGUUGCUGGAGAUAGUAGUGCUGGAGGAGACUAUUACCAUUUAAACUAUCCAACCGCCAUGUAUGUUGAUGAAACAACCUCUGGUAUUUAUAUUGUUGAUGCUAAAAAUAAUCGGCUUCAGCGAUGGAUUGACGGAGACUUUUGGACUGGUGGUGAAACACUAGCGACAAAUGCAAUCUUUAAUUCCGCUACAGGGCUUCUAUUAGAUCAAUGCGGAAAUCUAUACGUGUCGAAUCCUUCGAGUCACACGAUAUUAAAAUAUUCUUUGAGUGAUAUGCAAAAACCAGUCAUUAUUGCUGGUACAGGACAGGCUGGAGGAACAUCUACGCAGUUGACCAAUCCGCAAGGAAUAACCUUUGACAUAGAUUCCAACUUAUAUGUGUCUGAUUAUGGUAAUAGUCGAGUGCAAAAGUUUAAAGCGAAGCGUCAAACAAACUGUACCGCGAAAAAUGACAAACAAACAACGAGUCCUUAA